AUGGCUACUUCAGUUUCAAUGACUACCCCAUCCCACUCCUCGCGGCCAUCCCUAUCCCUAGAUAUUGCCAACAUGCCCCCACUCUCCCAGCCAACACCACCCUCCAACACCCUCCUAAUCACCGGUCUGCACGAUCUACUUGUCUUCCAACCCCCAGCACUGGAGGAAAUCCGCAAACAAAUCACCGAAGUGGCACCUCUGAAUUCCUUCUCCCCACUCCCGUCCAUGCGCCGCAUCGUGUGCUCCUUCCACAACGAAAUCGACGCCACGGCAGUGCGUAAACUCCUGGACGGCAAACGCCUCCUAGACCGCAAUGUGUACCCGCGGAUCUACUUCGGCGAGCCGACAGCACUCCUAGACGGCGGCCGACCGAAACUCCUCGAAGCCCCGCAAGUCUCCAAGAUGUUCUUCAUCUCGCCACCGCCCAGCCCGCCGCACGGAUGGGUCGUGCGCACCGAGGGCCCGCCCAACAAGGAAGUCCACGCGACGGAUCUAGCACACGCACUGGCGAUGCUGAAGACAGACCAUGACCAUGCGCAGCCCGAGCCGGCUGCAGUCGACCCCGCAACGCCGGUCUCUAUCUCCUCGGACAAGCGCACGUCCAGCUGGCCGCUUGCUGGCCAUCAGCGUAGCAGGAGCAGCACCAUCAUCUACCACCCCGAGGACCAUGGUGACAGUCCCCAUCUUCCGGCGGUUAUGGUUGAGGAUAUGACGCUGGGUGCUGAGGAUGAGGAUGUGGAUAUGGAUGCGAUGAGCCCCAUUGAGAUGUCGGUUAACCAGAUGCCGCCUAAGACUUCUCGUCCGCCGCUUGAGUUGAUGGAGUAG
This is a messenger RNA of Penicillium roqueforti, 825 nucleotides long. RefSeq names its product putative calcineurin binding protein (gene cbpA). Lineage: Eukaryota; Fungi; Ascomycota; Eurotiomycetes; Eurotiales; Aspergillaceae. The coding region runs from base 1 to 825 and encodes 274 amino acids. The transcript has a single exon. Gene Ontology annotation, molecular function: nucleic acid binding; calcium-dependent protein serine/threonine phosphatase regulator activity. Gene Ontology annotation, biological process: calcium-mediated signaling. Gene Ontology annotation, cellular component: cytoplasm; nucleus. The record is from RefSeq and is a predicted model, not a curated record.